Messenger RNA from Aspergillus sclerotioniger CBS 115572, 1408 nucleotides. It is a transcript of the gene pex10, whose product is annotated as ubiquitin-protein ligase peroxin 10. Gene Ontology annotation, molecular function: zinc ion binding. NCBI's taxonomy places the organism in Eukaryota, Fungi, Ascomycota, Eurotiomycetes, Eurotiales, Aspergillaceae. Gene Ontology annotation, biological process: protein import into peroxisome matrix. The record is from RefSeq and is a predicted model, not a curated record. The transcript has a single exon. The coding region runs from base 130 to 1257 and encodes 375 amino acids. Gene Ontology annotation, cellular component: peroxisomal membrane.
CCGCCAUACAAGACACGCCUAUCUCUCCCGACCAUGAUAGCUCCCCCCAACGAGAGGAUCCUUCUCUUUCGACCCGGCCAUCCACCCCAUUCCCCUUGAGAUUCCUCUCUUUCACUACCCCUCCUCACAAUGGCCGACGAAGACCUCUCUCUAGCUCCCUCCGCUCCGACACCGUCCGUCAGUACCUCGGCCCAUUUCUACCCUUUCGCGACUUCCCCGGAUAUCAUUCGGUCGCACGAAAAGGAUGUCUUCCUGACAGGGAGCCUGACGAGUCAAGUACACUCGAUCGUGCGCUCCCUUCGCGGCGCUCGCUACGCUCACACCCACUCCGAUGCCAUCAAGCACCUGACCGAGAUCCUCUACUUCUCCUUGACCACAUUAGUCGGCAACCGGACCCUGGGCGAAGAAUAUUGCGACUUGGUGCAACUGGAGGAUGAUACCCUCCAGCUUCCUUCCCUCCCCAGACGAGCUGGGUAUAUCCUCAGCACCAUUCUAUUGCCCUGGGCGCUCCAGCGAAUUCUCCCCGCCUUCCGCCAGCGAUUGCGUUCGAAGCUGGAACGCAGCAUCGCUCGGCAACAGCUCAAAGCGGCUCAGAUCAAGGGGAUGGUAGAGCGCGCCAAGAACAAUUCGUCUAAGAAACAGUCUUUCUUCACGAAACUGCGGAUCCAGAAAUACAUAUUAGAGCAUCUUGACUCAAUCACGUCGCUGUCGCCUGUUUACGCUCUAAGCAUCGCAACGUUCUAUUUCACCGGCGCCUAUUACCACCUGUCAAAGCGGUUCUGGGGACUACGGUAUGUGUUCACGAAGAAAUUAGAGGAUAGCGAACAGCGGGUUGGUUAUGAGGUACUGGGUGUGCUCUUGGUCUUGCAGAUCGCUGUACAGGGAAUACUGCAUAUCAAGAAGGUUGGGGCCGAUUUACAACAGGAGGACCAGAAUAAUGGGCUGGAGGUAGGCGGCGCAAGCCAGUACGGGGAUGCCGUGCUACCUUCCCUCGAGCACCCUUCAUCGCUUCCUCUCCUCCCGGCUUCCAGUGCGCGGUACGAUUUCUCGGAGGACUCCAAUGCCAUCCCCUGGAUCCCUACCGGUCAGCAGCGCAAAUGUACGCUUUGCCUGGAGCUGUUCAAAGACCCAAGUGUCACAACCUGUGGGCAUGUUUUUUGUUGGACAUGUGUGCGAGACUGGGUAAGGGAGAAGCCCGAGUGCCCCCUUUGUCGGCAGGAGGUCCUCUUGUCUAAAGUACUGCCCCUCAGGGGAUAGCCUCGCCUAUAUGUGGGCGACUGUACUUGCAUUGAUCGUGCUGGCACAUAUAUCACGACUUUAAACUCGUUUACGCUCUCCCUAUACGACUAUGCCAUGUCUUGAUUUUUAUGUCUAUACCCCAUUAUAUUCUAGAGGCAGUUAUCUACAG